UCUGUGUUUUCUGUCUCUGACAGUCGAGGCUCCUCGGAGAGAUAAAUGACGGAUCCGGGGCCCUUAAUGGCGUCUGCAGAACUGCAGAUAAAUCUGACAGCAACACAAUGGUGUGUGAGAUGAAGAACUGGAGGAGGAACAGCUCAUCACCAUCUCUCAUCACCACCUCACGGUGAUUUUUGAGCCUGUUUGUUGUAGUAUAAAACAUUUCAGAGCCACGAGGUUAGAAAUGUGGAUUUUUGUUCUUCAUUAAGAGCUUUGAUCCUGCUCAGGAGGCAGGAAUACAGCCUCGAUGGAGCUCCCGUCAACAUAAACCGAGUAGGAAGAGUCUAGCAGAGGGUUUAUGAGUCUCGCCCACCCUCUCAUCAAUCCCAGCAGUAUAGCUCUCUCUCUCUCUCUCUCUCUCUCUCUCUCUCUCUCUCACACACACACACACACACACACACACACACACACACACACACACACACAUACACACACACCUUCUCAGCCACAGUGCAGUGUGUGAAAAUGCUCUGGUGUGGAGUUUGUCUCCUGUCCCUUUGGCUCAGCAGUGUUUGGACUCUUCCUUCCACCAGCAUGAAGAUCACUCAGGCUCUGCCUCUACAGCUUCCUGACUCGAGUCAGCCCGCCGUCUGUCCGCUAUUCUGGACAGAGUUCGAUGGCUACUGCUACCGUUUCUUCCCCCAGAACCGCACAUGGGCUGAGGCUGACCUGUACUGCGCCGAGUUCUCCAAUGGCUACCGGUCAGGGAAACUGUCCUCCGUACACAGCUGGGAGGAGAACGUCUUUGUGUAUGACCUGGUGAACAGCCGUGUCCCGGGAAUACCCACGGAUAUCUGGAUCGGACUGCACGACCGCAGACAGGAAGGCACCAUGGAGUGGACGGAUGGAUCAAUUUACGAGUUCAGCUACUGGGAUGGAAACCAACCGGAUGACGGAAUCCACCGGAUCUCUGAGGAGGAGGACUGUGUAGAGAUCUGGUACAGACAGAACAGCGCACUCAGGUCCUGGAAUGACAACAGCUGUGACAAAGCUUUUCCUUUUGUGUGUAAAAUCCCCAUGCUGGAGCACUAAUGUCCUGUACUGAGCUCAUUACUGAGACACGGCCCUCUCACACACACACACACACACACACACACACACACACACACACACACACACACACACACACACACACACACACACACACACAAAACACUGCUGCUGAGAGCAUUGUCCAUAUGGGCUUCAUUUAAACUAGUGACUCAUCUCUCUCUCUCUCUCUCUCUCUCUCUCUCUCUCUCUCUCUCUCUCUCUCACACACACACACACACACACACACACACACACACACACACACACACACACACACACACACACACACACACAUCAUUUAGAAUCUGAAAUUCCAAAAGUCUCAGUCCAGUGGCACUUUCAGAGCGAUGCUCCCACCACCGUGCUUCACUGGAACAGGACAUUGUUUGGUUUCUUCUUUAUUCUCCUGCAGUGUUGUGACCAGGUGCCAAGAACUGCUAGGAUUAUUCCCUCUCUGACCACCAGAGGGGGUGCUGGCAGGUGUUUCUGCUCCUCAAGGCCACGUGUUCCCACCUUCGUCUUGUUAUUCCUGAUGUGUUCCUCUGUCCUGAUGUACCAGACUUUGUUCAUGCUGCGUUUUUGUGUCAUUGUCUCGGUUUAUGUAAUGUUUAUGCUUUUGUUAUGUUGUGUGUGUGUUAUGGGUGUGUUAUGUGUGUGUUAUGUGUGUGUUGUGUGUGUGUUAUGGGUGUGUUAUGGGUGUGUG
Messenger RNA from Tachysurus fulvidraco (yellow catfish), 1780 nucleotides. RefSeq names its product C-type lectin domain containing 19A (gene clec19a). Lineage: Eukaryota; Metazoa; Chordata; Actinopteri; Siluriformes; Bagridae. The coding region runs from base 511 to 1077 and encodes 188 amino acids. Gene Ontology annotation, molecular function: signaling receptor activity. The record is from RefSeq and is a predicted model, not a curated record. The transcript has 6 exons.